GCUUGUCAGAAGGUUGCAAAAGGUGAUCUCAUGACCCCGGGACACUGCAAGCGUCAUAAAUAUGAGUCAGUUGCCAAGCGUCUGCAUUUCGAUCAUGUGAUCAUGGGGAUGCGGCAACGGUGAUAAGACUGAGAAAUGGUUGUGUCACUUUUUUUCGGUGCCAUUGUAACUUUGAAUGGUCACCAAACUGCUCUAAAUCGAGGACUACCUCAAGUAUUACUCCCACCUAUAUAAUGUUUCUUCUUAUCCUUCUUGUAAAGAGUUUCUGAGCUAUAUUCAUCUGCACUUAGGAUAUUAACCUCAGUAUUAUCUGGUGUGUCGCUUACACGUUUGGUUCACCUGAUGUGUAAAACAGUAACAAAGUUACAUGUACUGUAAUUUUAUGUGGGAAUGACCUUUUGAGACAGAAGGAAGAGCUUCAGAUUGGAUAAUCAUUAUCUAAAAGACAUUUCAGGGGAGAAGUGGAUGAAAAACAUUUCAGAAGGGACCCUCCUUAGUUUUCUGAAGAGUAAAAGGACAGGAGGGGAGAAAUACCUUUGCUUAAAGAUUCUGUUAAUCUAACAACUCAAUAAAUAUAGAGUUAGUACACAUUGUUGUGCUUCUUGCCUGGACUACCUCAAAGAAUAACAUUUGCUAGGAUGCUUCCCUUGUCUCCCGUUAGUAUGGAUUCUGGAUCUAGUGUUUCACAGUUUUAAUUCAGUAAGAUGUUACCUUGACCAAUUUUCUCCCUAAAACCUCUGUGCUUUAUUCCCAGUUUGAAGGGAUAUACGGUGGAUCAGAAAUGCAUAUAUUGCAUCUUAGAUUUAUAUUCCAAAAGAAUGACAAGCAAACGUAAUUGACUUCAUUAUCAAUGGCGAUAUUUAAAAGUCGGUGGGAAAUAAAGUUCUUCUGAAGCAAGUUCUCCCUUCUGUUUUUUUCCAUUGCUAUAAUGGAGUAGAAUGUAAGAGAGAAAUUAAAUUCAUAUUUCAAGGAAAGAUUCCACAGAAAGAAUUAGAGACACUGUUUCCUGGAAAGAGUGCUGAUUUUACAAGUGAAAACUUUUCUGCUGCUUGGUAUUUAAUAGAGAAUCAUUCAACAGCAAGUUUUGAUCAGCUUAAAAUGGCAGUAAUAAAUCUGAGGAAACAAGCCAACAAGAAAAACGAGGGAAAUCUUCAAUACGUCAAAGGAGGUCUCAGCACUUUUUUUGAAGCACAGGAUGCCUUGUCAGCUAUCCAUCAAAAACUAGAAGCGGAUGGAACAGAAAAAGUAGAAGGAUCCAUGACGCAAAAACUAGAGAACGUUCUCAACAGAGCAAGCAAUACCGCAGAUACAUUAUUCCAGGAAGUUUUGGGUCGCAAAGACAAGGCUGAUUCAACAAGAAAUGCCUUAAACGUUUUACAGCGCUUCAAAUUUCUUUUCAAUCUUCCAUUAAAUAUUGAAAGAAACAUUCAAAAGGGAGAUUAUGAUGUAGUCAUUAAUGACUAUGAAAAAGCAAAGUCAUUAUUUGGAAAGACUGAAGUUCAAGUCUUCAAAAAAUAUUAUGCUGAAGUUGAAACACGAGUCGAAGCAUUAAGAAAACUUCUUCUGGAUAAAUUACUUGAGACACCAUCAACAUUACAUGACCAAAAACAUUAUAUAAGAUACCUUUCAGACCUCCAUGCAAAGGGAGACCCAGCUUGGCAAUGCAUUGGUGCACAACAUAAAUGGAUCCUGCAGCUUAUGCACAACUGUAAAGAGAGCUACAUUAAAGAACAAAAAGUCAAUCCAUUGAUACAUAGUCCAUUGCUUGAUCUGGACAGUGAAGUUCGCCCAUCUUCACUUGGCCAUCUCAGUCGGAGUGCCUCAUUGAAAAGAGGCAGCAGCAAUCAGUCCAGUCGUGAUGAAAAUUGGCGAUUUAAAACUCCUCAGCAAGUAGCAUUUGUCGAAAAGUUAACUAAACUUGUAGUAAGCCAGCUUCCCAACUUCUGGAAACUUUGGAUUUCUUAUGUGAAUGGGAGCUUAUUUAGUGAGACUGCUGAAAAAUCUGGCCAAAUGGAAAGAUCAAAGAAGAAUGCCAGACAGAGGCAAAAUGAUUUCAAGAUGAUGAUUCAGCAAGUGAUGCAAUCUCAGGUGAAACUGAUACGUGGUGCUUUGCUUCCAUUCAGCCUUGAAGAAAAUGAACUAAAAGAAUAUGGUGGCUGGGACAUGAAACCUGAGCUUUCUAGUCAGUGGUUACCCCAUGUCAUUCAAACUGUUAGGCUUAGCUAUGAAUCUCUUACUGCUCUUGAAAUACCAAACGAUAUGCUUCAAAUCAUCCAGGAUCUCAUUUUUGACCUGAGAACCCAUUCUAUAAUGAUUACAUUGCAACAUACAGCUGAAGAUGUGAAAAAAUUAGCUGAGAAGGAAGAUUGGAUUGUUGAUAAUGAAAGUUUAACCAGUUUGCCAUCGCAGUUUGAACAAUGUGUUAUACACUCUAUCCAGUCACUUAAAGGAGUCUUGGACUGUAAACCUGGGGAGACUAGUGUUUUUCAGCAGACAAAAAUACGGCAAGAUGUGUGCCAUCUGAGCAUUAAUAUCAUGCAGGUAUUCAUUGAUUGCCUGGAGCAACUGAGUACAAAGCCUGACAGUGAUAUAGAUACUACCCAUCUUCCAGGUGACAUUUCAUCUUCAGAUUUAUUUGGAAGCAUCCAUGAAGAUUUCAGUUUAUCUGUAGAACGGAGGCUUUUAAUUGUCCUCAGUAACUGCUGCUAUUUGGAACGUCACACAUUCAUCAAUCUAGCCGAACAUUUUGAGAAGCAUGGUUUCCAAGGAGUGGAAAAAAUUAUUCAAGUUAGCAUGGAUUCAUUAAAAGAAUUAGAUCAGCGGCUGUUUGAAAUAUACAUUGAGCUAAAGGCUGAUCCUAUAGUAGGUUCAUUGGAACCUGGAAUUUAUGCCGGUUAUUUUGAUUGGAAAGAUUGUCUUCUUCCAACAGGUGUCAGAAACUACUUAAAGGAAGCUUUAGUACACAUAAUUGCUGUACAUGCUGAGGUAUUCACUAUCUCCAAGGAGCUUGUACCCAGAGUUCUGUCAAGGAUUGUUGAAGCAGUUGCCGAAGAACUCAGCAGACUAAUGCAGUGUGUUUCAUCUUUUAGCAGAAAUGGUGCUCUCCAGGCUCGACUUGAAAUUUGUGCCUUGAGAGAUUCCGUGUCUGUAUUCCUCACUUCUGAAAGCAACUCAAGCUUUAAGCAAGCUCUGGAAGCCUUGCCUCAGCUGUCAAGUGGUGCAGAUAAAAAAUUGCUGGAAGAACUACUGAACAUAUUCAAGAGCAGCAUGCAGUUUCAGCUCACCUGCUUUCAAGUUUCUUCUUCCACAGUAGUGAAGACAUAAUUCUGAAACUGGACUCUUUUCAUGAAAAGGGAACUGUAAAUGCCAUCCGUCUUGUUCUCAAGUAACUGUACUAUUCUUUUCUGUGACCUCAUUUUCCUGAACCAAACUUCAGAGUAAAAUUAUUAAUAGACCCAAUGCUUCUAGAAAUAGUAAACAAUACUAUUUUGUUUUGAUGGGAAUUUAUUCUGAAAUAAAUAAACAGUAUGCUUAAUAGCUUGGCAA
Molecule: messenger RNA, 3546 nt
Organism: Crotalus tigris (Tiger rattlesnake)
Lineage: Eukaryota; Metazoa; Chordata; Lepidosauria; Squamata; Viperidae
Gene: EXOC2
Product: exocyst complex component 2
Exons: 25
Coding region: 1099-3324 (741 amino acids)
Biological process (GO): Golgi to plasma membrane transport; exocytosis
Cellular component (GO): exocyst
Source: RefSeq, a predicted model, not a curated record